GAGGGUCUCUGAAGACAGGGAUUUGGGGGUCCCUGGAUGCAGGGGGUCCCCAAGCGUGUUCCUUUGCCAGGUGCCGCCAGCGAUGGAAGCGCCCCCCGAGCCCUUCGCCCAAAUCAAAGGGGCCGCAAGAUCCCCCGAGGGCGCGAGGCAGGAGGACACGGGGGCCGGGAUCUCCCGCGUGGGGCUGGGCGACCAGGACGGCGAGGGCGCGGGCGCGGGGGUCGCCUCCCCAGCCCAGGUGCUGCUGCGAGGCGGGGAGGGCCUGGCGUGGGCCGCCCCUGCGGGAGAGGCUGGGAAGCACCUGCUCGUGCUGCAGACCGUGCACCUGCAGGCCGGGGAGGAGGAGGAGGAGGCGGAGGAGAAGGAGGCCGAGCCCCAGGGCGGGGUGCGCGUGGUGAUGCAGGACGAGGCGCCCGUGGUUGUCGUGGGAGAGGGGGUCGGCGCGCAGCAGGACGUACCCCCGGGGGUGGCCAUCAGCCUCCAGGACGGCAUUUACACCUUUCAUGACAUGGAGCUGAUGCAGAUCAGUGUCUUGCAAGACGCAGCGCCUGGGAAGAGCAAAGAAAGCAAAUCCACGGAGAAGUUCGCAGACGUGCUACUCAUUAAGAUUGAUAGAAGUAAAGAGGUGCUUGCAGUUGAAGGGAAGGUUCACCAGGCACCCACAGCUGAGGAGGUGAGAGGAAGCGAACUUCCUGCUAUCGAGGGAAAAAAGAUCCAGAGCUGUAAACCCGACGGUGGUAGAUCAGCAUCACGCCAUGACUAUAAAGAGGAAGAUGCGACUCCAUCAGAAGAAGCAGAUAUAAAGUAUACAGAGACUUUCAGAGCUCAGACAAAUGCACUUCAGCAGAAGGAAGCAGAAAAGGAGACUUUCAGUUGUGUCCUUUGCACGUUCACCUCUCUCCGAAUGUCGAGCCUUAACCGCCACAUGAAAAUCCAUUCUGAUGAAAAACCCCACCUGUGCCAUCUCUGCCUAAGGGCUUUCCGUACAGUUACUCUCCUGCGUAACCACAUGAACACACAUACAGGGACCAGGCCAUAUAAAUGCAGUGACUGUGACAUGGCAUUUGUGACCAGCGGUGAGCUUGCACGACACAGGCGUUAUAAGCAUACUCUAGAAAAGCCCUUUAAGUGCACACUGUGUAAAUACUGUAGUGUAGAAGCGAGCAAAUUGAAGCGGCACAUCCGCUCACACACAGGAGAGCGUCCUUACCACUGCUCUCUCUGUAGUUAUGCUAGUAAGGAUACCUAUAAGCUGAAAAGACACAUGAUAACUCAUUCAGGUGAAAAACCCUAUCAGUGUUAUGUUUGUCAGGCAAGAUUCACUCAAAGCGGCACCAUGAAAAUCCACGUAUUGCAGAAGCAUAGUGAAAACGUGCCAAGACAUCAGUGUCCGCAUUGUGAGACAGUUAUUGCAAGGAAAAGUGACUUACGUGUCCACUUGCGAAACCUGCAUUCCCACCUGGCUGUGGCCUUGAAGUGCAGUUACUGUGAAGCAGUCUUCCACGAGCGCUACGCUCUCAUUCAGCACAAGAAAACUCACAGAAAUGAGAAGAAAUUCAAAUGUGAUCAGUGCAGCUAUGCAUGCAAGCAGGAACGACAUUUGAUCGUGCAUAAGCGCAUCCACACUGGCGAGAAGCCCUUCAUUUGUCUGUGUUGCAGUAAAUGUUUCCGACAGAAGCAGCUUCUGACUGUUCAUUUCAGGAAAUACCAUGAUUCCGAUUUUAAACCAGCAGUUUUUGAGUGUCCUAAGUGUGGCAAGAGCUACUCACGCUGGAGUAACAUGCAUAAGCAUGCUGAAACCUGUGGAUUUACGAGAACAAACGCUAUUAGAUCCAGCAAAGGAAGCAAGGGUAAAAAGAAGAGAUGUAGGAGCCUAGAACAUGCUAAGCAAGAAGCUGUUGAUCAAGGCUCAUUCCAAGAUGUUUCCAUUAUGAACAUGGAGGAUUGUGGCACUGAGAUUGUUCCUGUCACAUAUGGCAUAGAAAUGACUACCCCAAGGGAGCAGAAAAUAGAAAUGACAUGUGACAUGCUCUUCGACACGAUGGACAAAUAAAGCACGUUCUGGUUGCUCAUUGUUGUUGCUACUGCACAGAAUAGCAGUCUGCAGCCUAGCACAAAGUUUGUAAGCAUGUUUAGGGAACCAAGCUGCAACAGGUACUAGUUUCAAGGUCCUGUCUUUUUUUCUACCAUGAUAUACUACACAUCUUUGAUAAAAGUUGCUAGAAAAUGGUCCUCUAGAGUUGCAAUAUGGUCAAACGUAUUUGCAUGGUCAAAUAUAUUUGCUUGAGGAAAAAGCACAGAUUUUCAAAUUAACUGGAAUUGUUUUCCAGAUUUAUUUGCAGAAUUGCCUACAGAUUUUUAUUCCUCAGUAGUUCUGUUCUUGUCCAGUUCAGCGCUUCAGCAUAUUUACGCAUGCCUCAGCUGAACACUUCGAGAAAGGCAAUAUAACUCUGAUGCAAGAAUCGUUCUAAGGAUCCGAACAGAGUCUCUGACUAAUGUUCUGUAGUUGGCUAAAAGCAUAUAUUUUUUCAAAACCUUUAAGCUGUGAUAGCCAUCUGAGAACUUUGUCAGAAGUUUGUUGUAAUAGCAUCAUUCUUUUUACAGAGCACUUUUAAUAUGCUCACUUUAAAGAUGCUUCCAGUAAAGUAUAAGAGAGCUCAUACAGCCAAGCCUUGGAAAGCCAUGGGCCGGCUUCCUCUUUCACGUAUUUUCCACAAGCGUAACUCCAUUGAUUUUGUUACACUUGAGAUCGUACGGCAGUAUGAGAGGAUGCUCAUCCCCCUAUGGCGUUUGGUUGGUUGUUAGUACCUUACAGCUGCUUUGAGAUUUUGUGCAAGAAGCUGUAAUAGAGGUAAAAAUAGCAAAUAGUUGAUGUUUUAUAUUAUGUUUUGUUACCUUUUUAUCACUUGUUCUUUUUUAUUGUUUGUGUGAUUACAAAAAUGAUUUUGUACACCUGAUCCAAGGCUCACUGAUGUCUCCCAUUAAAUUUUAAGAGCUAUGGAUUGGGCUUCUCUAGUAAGGUAUGCUUGUGUUCAGAAAUAGUGGGGAGUACUUUUUAGAAAAAAAGAAAGCAUUGAACACCUCACUUUAAUCUGUUUGUAAGAAUUGCUGUUUGUAUACCAGUUUUACUACUUAGCCUCCACAAUUGAUAAACAUGUUAAAAUAAUUAGUGAUGGUACUAUUGAUUGUUACUGUUAGUUCACUGAAUACAGUUACCAUUCCUGGAGUAAUUCAUUUUUGCUGUCAUUUAAAAUUCCUCUUUGAAAGCAUGCUCAUAACAUUUUAAAUAUCUACUUUCAAAAUAUUAAAAACAUUUCAAAAUAUUUUUCAGUGCUAAUAUUUUUGUUUUACUGUUUAUUAUAGCUAAGUAGCCAAGACAGGUCAUAUAAUGAACAAAUAAUUUAAUCUGAAUUUAAAGAGCGCCGCAUGGUUGGGUUUGAUGAGUAUUUCAAAUCUUGUGGGCUUUACUUAUUCAAAAUGCCAUUGCCAGAGCUACUCCAUUGGUUUUGUCUGAGGAAAAAUGCAAAAUUUGGCUCAUGUUAAUUGUUUGCUGAUAUAUUUCUAAUAAUUAAAUUAAAAGGCAAGUAUAUUAACACAAAGUGACAUAUACCAUGCACAAAAUGAUACCCCACUUAUUUUCUGCAUGUAGCCAAGGACAAUAAGAUUCCUCUAUGUAUUGUAUAUUCUGUACAAUACUGUACAGUAAACUGUAUUUUAAUCAUUCACAUCUUAAGGGACUCUUAGGUGUUUUGGUACUUUUAGGAGACAACACAUAAAUAUUCAGUUAGUACAUUGUAUUAACAAUUCUGUCCUAUCUUUCUGUUACAUGCUAUUUAUAAUAAGUUCGCUUCUAAAGUUAGCAACAGCCUGACUGUAAAAUAGGGCCAGUUCUGUGAUAUGCUGAGAGCCUUCGACUGCUGUUGAAGCUGAAGAAGCAACGUAUGGGUGUUCAGUCCUUCAUAGAAGGCAUCUGACACCUUCUGGAGUAUCCAGUUUUACAAGAUAUGCUAUCUGAGGGCAGGACCAAAGUCCUUACACAAGCCAGUACCAGUAGAUACUUGGAUAAUGGAGCUGAGACCCUCUCCAGUUCUAUAACAUAAGUAUUUUAGAGUCACUGAGUAGAAAGGGCACUUUAAUUAGUUAACAUUACAGGUUGGUUUUGCCAUCAUUCCUUUCUAAAAUGCUAUAUGGAUCUUCCACAUCCAUAGCUAGCACGUUUGGGCAUUUUCCCUAAUGGUAAUGUUUACCCGUUUCUAUUAAGCUGAUAGUUGAUGCUGAUUACUUGAGUCUUCUAAAAAGACUUAGAUUAUAAUAGUGGUUUUCUUUCUAUUUCAUUUUUAUUACAAAUGUUUGAAUGAUACUGUUGGCAUAAUACAUUUUAAAGUCAUGUUGACAGUUUAGAUCUGAAAAUCAUAGCAUUUGGUUUCUUUGUUAAAAUUAAUAAAAGCUGUAUGUUGAAGAAAC
Molecule: messenger RNA, 4464 nt
Organism: Alligator mississippiensis (American alligator)
Lineage: Eukaryota; Metazoa; Chordata; Crocodylia; Alligatoridae
Gene: CTCFL
Product: CCCTC-binding factor like
Exons: 10
Coding region: 83-2053 (656 amino acids)
Biological process (GO): regulation of transcription by RNA polymerase II
Cellular component (GO): nucleus
Molecular function (GO): RNA polymerase II transcription regulatory region sequence-specific DNA binding; DNA-binding transcription factor activity, RNA polymerase II-specific
Source: RefSeq, a predicted model, not a curated record